UCUCCCUUUUCUUCUCUUCUAAUGGCUUUGUGCCGAUUCGCUUAUUGUUCCCCUGCUUCAUCUGCUUCCACCAUUAUUCGUUUCCCGAAAUCAAAACACGUUAAAUUCUCUUUGCUGUCAUUCUCAUUCGCAACGAUGGAAGCUCCUCCAGAAGGUUAUCGAAGGAACGUUGGUAUCUGUCUCAUGAACGCUCACAAAAAGAUUUUCGCGGCUUCGAGGCUCGACAUUCCCAAUGCUUGGCAAAUGCCGCAGGGUGGCAUUGAUGAAGGUGAGGAUCCGAGAAAUGCAGCUAUCAGGGAAUUAAGAGAAGAGACGGGAGUUAAUUCGGCAGAAGUGAUCGCUGAGGUACCAUAUUGGUUAACUUAUGAUUUCCCACCGAAAGUGAGGGAGAAAUUAAAUAUUCAGUGGGGAUCUGAUUGGAAGGGUCAGGCACAGAAAUGGUUUCUUUUAAGGUUCACUGGGCAAGAUCAAGAAAUCAAUCUUCUGGGUGAUGGCACCGAGAAAGCUGAAUUUGGGGAAUGGUCAUGGAUAUCACCCGAACAAGUAAUUGAUCUUGCGGUAGAUUUCAAAAAGCCUGUCUACAAGGAAGUCCUAGCAGAGUUUGCUCCAUAUUUCCAAUAGUCCUAUCUCUGUCUGAAAUUGUUACGGCUUUCCAAUGGCAGUGCUUUUGGCGAUUCUGAGGCUGUUUUUAAGAAGAAUGUAUUCCAAAUAACUACCUAGACAGGCGAAGAGAGCUAUUUAUUGUAUGUCCGAGUGAAAUAUAUGUAUUAUGGUUAAAAUUGGCAUAUCAGGAAUUGCAUCUUUCCACUUCCUUUUCUUCAUGAUGAAACAUGGCACGUAUUUUACCCUAUGAAAUGAGUUUUGUGAGUACUAACAUA
Molecule: messenger RNA, 878 nt
Organism: Vigna unguiculata (cowpea)
Lineage: Eukaryota; Viridiplantae; Streptophyta; Magnoliopsida; Fabales; Fabaceae
Gene: NUDX26
Product: nudix hydrolase homolog 26
Biological process (GO): ribose phosphate metabolic process; nucleoside phosphate metabolic process
Cellular component (GO): chloroplast
Molecular function (GO): bis(5'-adenosyl)-pentaphosphatase activity; guanosine-3',5'-bis(diphosphate) 3'-diphosphatase activity
Source: RefSeq, a predicted model, not a curated record